CUAAAACUCCAAUACUCCGAGCAUCGCCGUCCAUGGCGACGUAAAAUGGUUCGGCGGUUCACAAUCCUUGACCAUCUCACGUCGACCUCCUCCGACAGCUCUUUGAUAUGCCAAGAGGAUGUCGUUCCAUACGGUCUGUCGGACUUUCUGAGGGAGGUGCAGCAUCACCCUUGCAAUGCCGAAGUUGCCCCCAGUACAGCUCCAACGCCCCCUCGUACUUUUUCCGGCAAGGGCGAUGAACUACCCGCACCGGGGGGCACAUACAUGUCCUUUCAACCCCCCUGUUUCGGCGACGAAGAGGAGGACGACCACAUGGACCAGGACGAGUUGUAUCAACGCAUUCUCUUGCAGCACCCCGACUUGCUCGCUCCACCAUCGUCAACGGUGCCUGCCGAUUCCGGUUUUGACAUCGAAUACACUUACCAACCGGUGGAUGCGACAGAGACGUUCCACGACCAAGUCAUUCUCGUGACAAGUCCCUGUGCAAAAGUUGGUCAUCGAGACGACGAUCCAUCCGUAUCAUCAUCCACACAACACAAACCAGUCAAGGACAAGAACCGCCACGAACUCGACCCAGCCCUCGCUGAUAUUCUUCGUCGGCACAAGGAACUCCAAAUGAAACGCACGACCAUCAUGACCCACCCCACCAUCCAACGGCAGCUCAAGUCGUUUUGGCCGCUUUGUGUCAAACCAGCAGCGACCCCCGACAGCGGGGUGACUGGACUGACUCGGGAAGUAUACCACCACUUUUAUGCCACACUGCUUCGAGGGAUCACCACGGGCUGGGAGGACGGGUUAGCUGCGUCGAUGUUGCACCGGGGGUGGGAAUUUGACCGACGGGGCAUGGAGGUUAUGGACUUGAGCUGUUUUUGUGCGUCUUUGUUCUUUUUCGUCGAGCACUGGGUUGAAGACACGACGUUGCCAGAGUACCAACGUGUGCUCAAACGAUUUCGAUAUAUCGUCCAAACCACAGAUCCACCGUGCGCGGCCCCCGACGGGCUAGGUGCCGAUAUACCUGAUAUCAGAUUGGUCGAGUUCAACCAACGCCUGCUACUACAAGCCGAGCAAAAGGCGCUCCAAGUGCUUUUGGGUAAAUCCAUAGACUUUGACGCGUCGGCGUAUCUCCACCAACAAUCGCACCAGUCUUCCCCCACGCAACUGCUUCCACCUCGUCGCCCUUUUUCAUCGUCCACUGCCCAUUUCUUGUGCGCCGGCGACGCCAAGUUUGAGGGAUUGCGGCCGAUUCAGUCUGUGGCCCAAAUUGAAAUCAACGUGAAGGAAAAAGUUCGACCUGCCACGGGGGGGCCCACGAGACGGGACUCUGCGCCGGACAUCAAGAAACCAAUGCCCGCGUUAGGUCGCCCCCUUAUCCACCCCAAAUCCGCAGGCAAGGACAAGUCCAGACCACCAGGGAUACAACACCCAUUGCCGCACUUAUAACCACCACCACCCCCAAGCUCCCUCCUCGAUCCCUUUACGAGGCACCUCCCAUGUAGUACUAAUAUUUAGCCUCUUGUAAUAUAUAUAUUAAUACGCGAA
Molecule: messenger RNA, 1539 nt
Organism: Aphanomyces astaci
Lineage: Eukaryota; Oomycota; Saprolegniomycetes; Saprolegniales; Verrucalvaceae
Exons: 4
Coding region: 46-1440 (464 amino acids)
Source: RefSeq, a predicted model, not a curated record